AUGACCAAUGUCACCUUGGUGGCAGGAUUUCUCCUUGUGGGGUUUUCUGACAUCCAAGAGCUUCAGAUAGUAUAUGGGGUGCUCUUCCUAGUGAUUUAUCUGGCUAUCCUAAUGAGUAAUCUCAUCAUUAUUCUCACUACCCUAGACCUGCAGCAACAAACAACAAUGUACUUUUUCCCGAAGAACUUGUCUUUCCUGGAUGUCUUCCUUGUGUCUGCCCCAAUCCCCAAUUUCAUUGUCAACAACAUAGAUGACAGCAAUUCCAUUACCACUUUAGGUUGUGCCUUCCAGCUACUUUUAAUGACUUCCUUCUCAGAAGGUGAGGUAUUUGUCCUCCCUGCCAUGUCCUAUGAUUGCUAUGUAGCCAUAUGUUGUCCCCUGCACUAUGAGGUCAUCAUGAAUGGUGAUGCCUGUGUACUGAUGGCAGGUUUUUCCUGGGCUGUUGGGGGACUCUUAGGAGCUCUGUACACUGCUGGCACAUUUUUUAUGCCAUUCAGUGGCUCCAAUGUGAUUCCACAGUUUUUCUGUGAUGUUUAUUCAUUGCUAAGGAAUUCCUGUUCUGAAACACUCCUGAUAGUUUACACAAACAUUGGCAUAGGCUUGUGUUUAGGCAUGUCGUGUUUCAUCUGCAUUGUUAUCUCUUAUGUGUGUAUUUUCUCCACCAUGCUGAAAAUUUCAAUCACAAAAGGCCAGUCAAAAGCUUUCUCCACAUGCUUUCCCCAUCUCAUUAUUUUUACUCUUUUCAUUAUCACUGCUUGUUUUGUUUAUCUCAAACCAUCUUCAAAUCCACCCACAGUUAUUGACAGGCUGCUUUCUGUCAUCUACACUGUGGUACCUCCAAUACUCAACCCUGUAAUCUACAGCCUGAGGAAAAAGGACAUGAAACGGGCUCUUAUGAGAUUGCUGCACAAAACCUGUGGCCAAGAGUCACACUCUGUUUAA
Ailuropoda melanoleuca (giant panda) is the source of this 942-nucleotide messenger RNA. RefSeq names its product olfactory receptor 14A2-like. Lineage: Eukaryota; Metazoa; Chordata; Mammalia; Carnivora; Ursidae. Gene Ontology annotation, biological process: G protein-coupled receptor signaling pathway. The record is from RefSeq and is a predicted model, not a curated record. The transcript has a single exon. The coding region runs from base 1 to 942 and encodes 313 amino acids. Gene Ontology annotation, molecular function: G protein-coupled receptor activity; olfactory receptor activity. Gene Ontology annotation, cellular component: membrane.